This is a messenger RNA of Peniophora sp. CBMAI 1063, 1443 nucleotides long. The record is from the annotation of a GenBank genome assembly. Lineage: Eukaryota; Fungi; Basidiomycota; Agaricomycetes; Russulales; Peniophoraceae.
AUGAACCUCGGCCGCCAGUCCAUCAGCGCGACCCCGCCCCUCGUCCUCCACGACCUCCGCCUCGACAUCCCCUCGGAGAUAUUCUCGCUUUCUUGUCCACAGGGCUGGACCGUACACCGCGCUUACCCGCCAGAGCUCGUCCGCAAACGGCCCGUGUCUGGCGGCACUUUAUCCAUUGUCUGCCCUCUACACGCUUCCUCUUUGGUCUUUCUUGUCGGAGGAGGGGCUGCGCCGAGAUAUGCGCCUAAUAAAGUUGUGUUCUGGGACGAUAGGCUGGGGAAGGAGGUAGCCGAGCUCGAGUUUAGAGAACGCGUGAGAGGGCUGGCGUGCAGGAGGGAAUGGCUCGCCGUCGCGCUCAGACGGCGUGUCGUCGUGUUCGAGAUCGGGCGGGACAUCAAGCGAUACGCCGAGUGGGACACGUGCGACAAUCCAAAGGGCCUCCUGGCGAUCGCGACGGACGCCCAUGCCACGCUGCUCGCCGUUCCCGGCAGGCAGAUCGGUCACGUUCAACUAAUACACCUCCCACCCUGUCGCCCUCCAGCGCCGCCGCCUCCAGCCGCUGGCGCACCAUCCAAGCCACAGCCCAAGCCACCGCCUCCGUCACGCACACGACCGCCAAGCCACUCUGUCCUAGUAGCCCACAACAGUGCUCUGAGCACGCUCGCCGUCACACCGUCGGGCAGACUGGUCGCCACAACCAGUGCACGAGGAACUUUGGUGCGUGUAUGGGAUGUAGCUACGGGCAAGAGGGUUUCAGAGUUGAGGAGAGGGACCGAUCAGGCCGAGAUCUACGGUGUGGCGUUCAGGCCUGACGAGGCUGAGCUGGCUGUGUGGAGCGAUAAGGGCACCGUACACGUCUUUGCACUCGCUGGCGGAGACGGCGCGCGUGCAGGGCCAGCAAAUCGACAGUCCAAGUUUAACUCUUUGACAUCCUAUAUUCCUCUCCCAACCUACUUCACGUCCGAAUGGUCCUACGCUCAAUGGACGGUGCCAGCCCGAACUGCGCAUCUCGCGCUUGCACAAGCUACGGGCGGUAAACGGGAUCCCGGCCUCGCGGACGAAGAGAAGUGCGUCGUAGGUUGGAUUAUGGCUCCGCCUGCCGAUCCGCCGUCAUCCGCGUCUGUCCCUGGGAAGGGCAAGGGCAAGGCGGUCGCUGGACCGUCAGGAUCGGGCCAGGAGUUGGAGUGGCAGCUCGUGGCCCUGACAUACGCCGGUGGAUGGUAUCGACUUGCAUUGCCUCGAGCCGCAGCGGGCGAUGCAGACGAUGCUUCUAGCGUGCGUAGCGGUGGGAGCGUUAGGAGUGGUGCCAGUUGGUCCGGUGGUGGCAAGGGCAAAGGGCGAGCAGGAGCGGGUGGAGACGAAGGCGAGAAGAGGAAGAAGCAGAGCAGAGAGUGCGUGUUGCUUGAGUAUCGCAGGUUCGGGAGCUGGGAUGGAUGGGGCUAG